This is a messenger RNA of Trichechus manatus latirostris (Florida manatee), 759 nucleotides long. It is a transcript of the gene GJC3, whose product is annotated as gap junction protein gamma 3. Gene Ontology annotation, molecular function: gap junction channel activity. Gene Ontology annotation, biological process: cell-cell signaling. The record is from RefSeq and is a predicted model, not a curated record. Gene Ontology annotation, cellular component: connexin complex. The transcript has a single exon. Lineage: Eukaryota; Metazoa; Chordata; Mammalia; Sirenia; Trichechidae. The coding region runs from base 1 to 759 and encodes 252 amino acids.
AUGUGUGGCAGGUUCCUGAGGCAGCUGUUGGCUGAAGAGAGCCAGCACUCCACCCCAGUGGGACGUCUUUUGCUUCCUGUGCUCCUGGGAUUCCGCCUCCUGCUGCUGGCUGCCGCUGGGACUGGGGUCUAUGGCGAUGAGCAGAGUGAAUUUGUGUGCAACACCCAGCAACCAGGUUGCAAGGCUGCCUGCUACGAUGCCUUCCACCCCCUCUCCCCACUGCGCUUCUGGGCUUUUCAGGUCAUCUUGGUGGCUGUGCCCAGCACCCUCUACAUGGGUUUCACCCUGUAUCAUGUGAUCUGGCAUUGGGAAGAAUCAGGAAAUGUGAAGAAGGAGGAGGAGACCCUUAUCCAAGAAGGGGAGAGCAGCAGAGAUGCCUCAGGGGCUGGAAGCCGCAGGCUGCUCUGGGCCUAUGUAGCACAUAUGGGGGUUCGACUAGUCCUUGAAGGGUUGGCCUUGGGGAGUCAGUACUAUAUGUAUGGGUUCAAGAUGCCCAGCUCCUUUGCAUGUCGUAGAGAGCCUUGCCUUGGUAGUAUAACCUGCAAUCCAUCCCGCCCCUCUGAGAAGACUAUCCUCCUAAAGACCAUGUUUGGGGUUAGUGGGCUCUGUCUCUCAUUUACCCUUUUGGAACUUGUAUUUCUAUAUCUGGGGAGACAGUGGAGGACAUGGAAGCAGAAAUCUUCUUCUUCUAAAAACUUCUUAAUGUCAGAGAGCACCAGAAGAUGGAAAGAACCAGUUGAUAACUUCCCAGUGGUGUAA